Fusarium keratoplasticum is the source of this 759-nucleotide messenger RNA. Its product is annotated as DJ-1 protein-PfpI domain-containing protein. Lineage: Eukaryota; Fungi; Ascomycota; Sordariomycetes; Hypocreales; Nectriaceae. Bases 1 to 759 code for a protein of 252 amino acids. The transcript has 2 exons. The record is from RefSeq and is a predicted model, not a curated record.
AUGGCAUCCAAACAGCUACGAAUCGGCGUCUUCAUCCCCACAGGCGCCCAGUUCCUCGACGUUGCGACUGUCGAUGUGCUCGCCUCCAUGUCCAAAGAGUACCUUGGCGUGCUUCCCCACCUCCCGGCACAUAUCGCCGAACUGGCACCAAGCACCAAGAUCAUCUACAUCACAUCGCCGGAGCUCUUCCCGGACGUGCCCUUAACAGCCGACCUUUCGAUCCGGGCAACGCACACCUUUGAGGACGAGGCCGUGGCGCCAGGCAAGCUGGACAUUGUCGUGGUGCCUGGGCCGGACCCGAGCGCCACGUUUGAGGAUGGCGCGACCAAGUGGCUGAGGGAUCAGUUUCACGCCAAGGGUGUAGAUGUCUUGAGCGUCUGUACGGGCGUGUUCCUCUGCGGCGCGGCGGGCAUCUUGGAUGGCAAGACUGUGAGUGGACCGAGAGGGUUGCAGAAUGAGAUGGUCAAGAGAUAUCCAAAGGUGAAGCUGGUGGGAGAAAAGUACCGAUGGGUUCAAGACGGCAACCUAUGGUCAAGUGGCGGCGUGACCAACGGCAACGACCUCAUGGCUGCGUACGCCCGUGCGAGCACAAAGCACUGGCCUGGCCCCGUAGCCGAGAUGGGUGCCAUGUUGACCGACGUGGGUGACCGAUCUCAGAUCUAUGGCGAGGGACAGAGCAGGUUCGUGCUGGGAGUGGCUUGGCAGAUUGUCAAGGCGUGGUUCAUGAGCUUGGGGAAGGGCAAGGCGAAGGCGAGCUAG